Molecule: messenger RNA, 2737 nt
Organism: Xiphophorus couchianus (Monterrey platyfish)
Lineage: Eukaryota; Metazoa; Chordata; Actinopteri; Cyprinodontiformes; Poeciliidae
Product: keratinocyte-associated protein 3-like
Exons: 7
Coding region: 96-1160 (354 amino acids)
Source: RefSeq, a predicted model, not a curated record
CUGACGGGACUGAGGAGGAGGCGUCCGGGCCUGAGAGGAGCGGGAGCACGCGCUGAGACCCGCCGCCAGACGCACCGCAUGGUGACCUAACAGAGAUGGGCUUCGCAGGCACGUGUUGCGACAACCUGGAGGAGCCGCCGGCCCUGAUGAAGAUGGGUCUGAGCCUGAUCCUUGUCGGUCACGUCAACUUCCUGCUGGGGGCGGUGGUGCACGGCAUCGUGCUUCAGCAAAUCAACCUGCACGAGAAGGUGCGAGGCAUGGGCUACGCCAUCUCCAAUGUGGUCACGCUCUUCUCCGGCAUGUUGGGUGUCAUCGUUGGGAUCCUAGCUAUUAUCCUGUCAAAAAACAAGAAGAGCAAACCUCUGACGUGGUCCUUAUUCUCCAUCAGUCUGGUUUCAUCGUUCAUGGCUGGAGGUUCCACCAUUGGGCUCUUUGUGUCUCUAGUGAAGACCAUCGUCAACGGCAGGCGGGUACUCCUGACUCACUGCCGCUUUCCCAAUGUCAUCGGCUACUCCAGCAUUACCAACGAGUGUCCUUUUGACCUCACCCGUGUCUAUAGUACCACUAUUAUCCUCUGGGUUGGUCUGAUUGUAUCAUGUAGCAUUCAGAUGGUGUUUUCUGUUCGUUGCCUUGCUGCCUGUGUUUCCUUCUUGGGGCUGUCUGGUUGCCGCAAAAGCAUGAGACAUAAAAAACCCUAUACCAGACCCAUCAAUGUGGCAAAGUCGGCAAAGGAAACUUCUCAACCUCACUACACCGAGCCCCCAAGAAGGCAACACGACCCUUCACGAGUCUACACAGAACCUCCUAGAGUCCACAAUACAUCACCUAGACGUCACACAGAACAACCAAUAUGCCACGAGGAACGUUCACAACUCUAUACCAACCCUCCUGAAGACCACAGUAAACCAACUAGGCAUCAUAAAGACCCCCCAAGAAGCAACAACAAGUCAUCAAAGCAUCCCACUGCGCCUCCAAGACUGGAGCGCCACACACCUCAAAGGCCCCUUCCUUCCCACAAUCAAAGUCUUCCCACCUCAGAGAGGCAGCCUCUUCGGCAAUCUCACCGAGAUUGGUCGGACGUAGAACGCCAAGAAAUGAGGAGCUGCAGUCAACAAAGAGGGCAGGGGGAGCACCACAACCUGAGGAGAGUGUGCCAGUGACCUGACAGGUACGACUGUUUAAAGUCCAAACGGGUAAAAAAAAAAGAAACUGGCCAGUUGCUACGUUCAAACCUGUCUGGUGUGUCUUAAUAAAGCCCCUUUUAAUACUUUUUGAAACGUGGGAUGACGACGACGUUCUUCCGUGCGGAAGUGAGGACGCGGUCGACACAUGCUGCUUCGAAACACACAGGGUAUAUUUUGAUAUCUUUUUAAUGUCAGGUUCAACAGAACAAACAUUGCAUCCUUGUAUGAGGUUUUCAUGCAACAGAAAAGUAGUGCAGGAAUAGGGGAAGGAUAAAAGAGGAGGAGGGGCUUAUUUUAUUUUCUUCAAGACAAGAUACCAGUUCGUUAGGAGAGGCAGUGAUAAUAGAAACUCAAAAAAAAAAGGAAUAAACCGUAGUGGGUCAGGAAAUUCUGACUGUUGUUUCUUAUCCUACCAGCAGAAGGCAGUGAUACUUAAGGAUCCCCAAAGCAGAGAUGCUGCUGGAUAGGCAGUUCCAGUUCAAAACAUUUGGUACAAGCUGACUUUUUUUAGAUCCGUGUCGGAGUAGUUGGACGCAGCGGCAAUCAAUUAGAUAUCGGAUAAAACUAAAACAUUAAAGAUAAAUUGAUUUGACAGAGUAAAAUACAUUCUUUGCAUUGAGAGGGCAACAGUAAUCUGGUUAUACUGAGACGUUUCACCGAUGUCUUGUUAAAACUUGAACAACCCACAUUUUGAGGUGUUUUUUCUUGCUGUCAAUUAGGUGCUCUAAACAUGGACUUUAAAGUUGCCCAUUAAAACUGAAUCGCUCUUGAAAUCCCCAGACGAGAACAAGCGUACGGCAUCCUUUUUCUCCUGAAACGAGCCUUUUCGUGCGACUGCUCUUCAAGCAGACCAAUCUGGGCGCUUGGAAAAGCGUUCAGCAUAAGAGUGAUGAACAAGCCCUUAGUAAGUUCUCUGUCUGAGAAAAAAAAAAAACAGAUUGGAUGGAGGGAGCGGAGGAUAGUGGGGGCUGCUCCACAGGUCGUAGUCCUCAAAAAUGCAGAGCUCCAAAAAGGUAUCGCUCUGCGUAAACUGUGGUUGUGAAAGUCGCCCGUGUCUUGCUUGUGGGAUCAUGCAUUAUAGUAACAGGUUACAACUAUCUUAAGUUUACUGCUCGAUAUUAAGGAAUUCUAGCAUACUUACAGUAACUUGCAAAAUGGUUAGUACCUCAUGAACAUUUUUUUUGUGAAGAUUUUGACACAUUACAACCACAAACUGCGAUGUACUUUAUUGGGAUUUUACGCGACAGAUCAAGAGAAAAGUUGCGCAUAUUUGUGAAGUGGAAGAAAACCGUAGGACGGCAACAAUUUCCUACCAUCAUCACCGUUGUGUUGUCUGUUUAAAUUGAACUCUACGUCGUUUGCCUGUAUAGUCUGGUUCGAUUCAGGAGGAGUGAAUGGGCAAUCGAACUCUGCUCCAUCUAAAAACCUAGAUAUCGAUUUGGUUGAAGUGAACUCUGGUGUGGUUCGAACGGAUAUGUGAACGGCAAGCAAACCAGAGACCACUACAACAGCAGGAAGCAGAUUACAGCACAUGGCAUCCUGGGUAAAUACAA